AUGACGAUCCCUAAGUCGACCGAAGUUGUGGUCGUCGGUGCUGGAUGCUUUGGUCUGUCCACGGCAUACCAUCUGCUGAAGCGUGGCUUUACCCAUGUAACGGUCCUCGACCGUUCACCCGAGCUGCCCGCUCCCGAAGCUGCCAGCACCGAUAUCAACAAAAUUGUACGCAGCUCCUAUGCGGACCCGUUCUACGCCGGCCUCGCACGGGAUGCGAUCGCUGCUUGGAAAGACACAGCUGAGUGGGGGGACACCUACCAUGAGUCCGGCGUCCUCGUCCUUCUCGAAGGCUCAGGCUCGUACGCCAACAAGGCCUUCGAGAACGAUAAAGCGAUCGGAGCGCGUACUGAGAUACUCCGGGACGCGGAAGCCCUCCGCGCAGCCUUUCCACCCGGCGUGGAGGCAUGUUCUUUCGAGGGCAGGUCGGGGUACAUCAAUCGCGAUGGCGGCUGGGCACACGCCACACAAGGGGUAAAAUUCGCGAUGAACAAGGUGGCCGAGCUGGGAGGCAAGGUUCUUUCUGGGAAGGCUGUCGUGGAGCUCCUGAAGGAGGACGGACAGACGAAGGGCGUGCGGUGUGGGGACGGGAGCGUGUAUCCCGCCGGCCUGGUGGUACUCAGCGCGGGCUCGUGGUCCGCCGCAAGUUUCCCGUCUUUAGGGCUCGGCGAGAAGUGUGUCGCAACUGGACAGACGGUAGGGAAAAUCCAACUCACGCAGGAAGAGGCAGACAUAUACCGUGGAAACCCGGUCUACUUGGACCUAAACACGGGUUUCUACGUAUUCCCGCCUAACGAGCAGAACGUCGUCAAGUGUGCGAUCCACGCUGCAGGGUACACGCAUGCAACGCCUGCCACAGAACACGCCCCUGUGUCCAGCCCCGUCUUUCCCCAGGCGUCCGGCACCGACAUCGGCACGCUCGUCCCCCGUGCUGCUCUGCACGAGCUGGGCGACGCGCUGCGCGCCGUGUUCCCCGCGCUCGCGCGCAAGCCGUGGUGCGGCACGCGGCUCUGCUGGUACACCGACUCGCCGGACGAGGACUGGGUCAUCGGGUUCCACCCCGCAGACGCGAACAUCAUGCUCGCGACGGCGGGGAGCGGGCACGGGUACAAGUUCCUGCCCGUUAUUGGCCGUCUCGUUGCGGACGCCAUCGAGGGCACGCUGCCGACGGAGUUGGUGAGGAAAUUCGCGCUGGACAGGCAGAAGAACGAAGUCCCGGUGUCCCGACCGUGGUCGCAAAUCAGGAAUCUCGAUCUGGCUGAUCUAGUUGGGCCCGCUGCGAUAGUAUAGACAUUCAUGAAAAUAAAAGCGUAAACCGUUUGCUAGCCA
Molecule: messenger RNA, 1326 nt
Organism: Postia placenta MAD-698-R-SB12
Lineage: Eukaryota; Fungi; Basidiomycota; Agaricomycetes; Polyporales; Adustoporiaceae
Exons: 7
Coding region: 1-1287 (428 amino acids)
Molecular function (GO): sarcosine oxidase activity; L-pipecolate oxidase activity; flavin adenine dinucleotide binding
Source: RefSeq, a predicted model, not a curated record